Molecule: messenger RNA, 1152 nt
Organism: Dreissena polymorpha
Lineage: Eukaryota; Metazoa; Mollusca; Bivalvia; Myida; Dreissenidae
Product: ADP-ribose pyrophosphatase, mitochondrial-like
Exons: 8
Coding region: 1-1152 (383 amino acids)
Molecular function (GO): ADP-ribose diphosphatase activity
Source: RefSeq, a predicted model, not a curated record
AUGAAAAAGUGCUACGAAAAUGAAUCAAGUGAAAAUGAGUGGGAAAAGAAUGUUCCUUUUCACAUUGAUGAGUUGGAAAAACAACGCGAUCAAGUGAUUAUUCAGGACCAAGAGACUCCAAAGGAGAACACUGAAAUGGUCCUGUAUGACGUGUAUGAUCCAAAGACCUUUUCCCUGGAGAAGUCUAAAUUUCCUGAGAGUGAAAUCCUGUUUGUGGAUGAGGAUAUUUUAGAUAUUACUCGGAUAAAGUGUGAGAAGGCGUUUCGGGCCAGUAAUCUAAACAUUGCUCACAGCAAUAUCCUAGACUUCAUGCCGCAAUGGAACACGGUCACCAAAUACAAGGAGAACGACGUCACCGUGGAGGUCGACCGGCGCUCCUGGAUCUACGUGAACGGCAUCCCUAUGAGAUAUGCUGUAGACCCACUUGAAAUACCCAUCAACCCGAUGGGGCGUACAGGCAUGAGAGGUAAAGGUGUUCUGUGGCGGUGGGGACCCAAUCACAUGAUCAAGGUUGUUGUGACCCGGUGGAGAAGGAUGAGGAACCCGGACGGCACCUUCAAGUUCCUGUAUGUAGAGGGUAAACGCGUCCUUGAGUUCAUAGCUGUACAGAAGGUGGACGUCACAGAUUUGGACUUUGCUCUUCCUGGGGACGUUUUGCAUGGACUAAGCAACCCACACAGCAUCUUGUGUCAGGCAUUCAUCAGGCAGGUGUUGGGCAAGGAGAAACAGAAGCAGUACGACACAGAUCACAUGAUUCAGUUCUUCUCCAAGUUUGCCGCAGGGCCGCCAGAAAGCCUGCCCAACUCCCCUGGGCUGGGUCAGAUGCCCUUCUCCUUUGCUGCACGCUCUGUGUCCAUCUACAGUCAGCAGACCUCGGUCCUACAGCCCCUGGCCAGGUCCAAUAUGGACUCAAAUGGCUUCUGCCCAACGCUGCUGUACAAGGGUUACCUGGACGAUCCACGUAACACGGACAAUGCCUGGGUGGAGACAGAAGUCUGGAACUUCCACUAUGACCAUGGCGACACAUUUGACAGCAGUCUACCUGAGGAUGCCAGCGUCAAGUGGAAGGAAGUGUCACCGUACGUGAAGAUGUUUGGAAAUGAAGGUGUCAUAGUCAAGGAGGCAGCACGCAUACAUGAAGCCUACCACUGA